This is a messenger RNA of Lycium barbarum (goji berry), 1001 nucleotides long. Its product is annotated as ras-related protein Rab-2-A-like. The record is from RefSeq and is a predicted model, not a curated record. Gene Ontology annotation, molecular function: GTPase activity; GTP binding. NCBI's taxonomy places the organism in Eukaryota, Viridiplantae, Streptophyta, Magnoliopsida, Solanales, Solanaceae. The coding region runs from base 31 to 663 and encodes 210 amino acids. The transcript has a single exon. Gene Ontology annotation, cellular component: Golgi apparatus.
CAUUGUGUUUAAUUUAAGUUUCUUUUUACAAUGUUGUAUUACAAGUAUCUGUUCAAGUUCAUCAUAGUAGGCGAAACCGGAGUAGGAAAAACCUGCCUCCUUUUCCAGUACACAACUGCACGAUUCAAUCCGGUUCACGAGGUCACUGUCGGGUCCGGAUACGGAUCAAGAAUGAUCGCCAUAGACGAUAAGCCAAUAAAGUUACAAUUAUGGGACACAGCAGGAACAGAACAGUUCAGAGCAAUAACAAGAUCUUAUUACAGAGGCGCUGUUGGAGCUUUACUAGUUUACGACGUUACUCAAAGAAAUACGUUCAAGAAACUUUCAAGUUGGUUGGAUGAUAUACGUAAAGAAGGUGGUGAGAGUUUGACGGUAACGGUGGUGGCGAAUAAGUGUGAUGUUGAUAAGGGAAUUAGGGUUGUUAGUGAAGAGGAAGGUAAGGAAUUUGCGAGGGUUAAUGGUUGUUCGUUUAUGGAAGUUUCUGCUAGAACGGGGGUGCAAGUUGAGGAGGUAUUUGAUAUGACGGCUAACGAAAUAUAUAAGAAGAUUGGAAAAGGGGUGUUUGGGGAGGUUGAGGAAUCUCCAGUAAUUAGAAUUGGUAAUUGGAGAGAAAAAAAGAUUGAAGUUGCUGUUACUAAAAGAUUUAGCUCAUGUUGUGGUUGACGCCGUUGUGAAUUUGUUAUGUAGUUUCUUUUUUUUUUUUUUUAAUUGGCUUAGAAAAGGAUAAAUAUUUAUCAUUGGCUCAUAAUCUUUUGUUUUCGAUAUUUCCAAACACAUUACAAAAGUAUUUGUUACAUUCUGAAUAUUCGCGUACAUUAUAUAGUCAAACCUUUCUUUACCAACGACAUCGUUGGUUCAGAGAUAUUUUAGUUGGUAUAGCAUUUGAUAUUUAAAUAAUAAUUUGACUAUCAUAAAUAGGUUUAAUAUCAAAUUCUAAGUUUAAUAACCUUUUGUAUAAAGAAGGAAGUCUUCUAAUGAUAGAAAUAUAUAUUUAUAUAAUA